Necator americanus (New World hookworm) is the source of this 2562-nucleotide messenger RNA. RefSeq lists its product as uncharacterized. The transcript is spliced from 26 exons. Lineage: Eukaryota; Metazoa; Nematoda; Chromadorea; Rhabditida; Ancylostomatidae. Bases 1 to 2562 code for a protein of 853 amino acids. The record is from RefSeq and is a predicted model, not a curated record.
AUGUUGGAAUCGUGCGACAGCGUGGACAAUGGAAAACGGCUAAUUAUGAUUGUUGAAGUCUCAAGUUUUCCUGUCACCAAUAGGGAAAAGAAAAAAAGGAGGACUGUGUCAUUUAUCUGUGCAUCUGCUAUUGUCAUCCAUGUUCAACAACGACAAAAGAAAUCCCGUCAGAUUUUCCACAUGAUUACUCGUCAUACUAAAGCACUUCUUUUCGCAAUCCUCAUCCUUAUAGCUUUGACAUCUUUUACCAGUGAUUAUAUGAAGCUUGUUAAUCGUAUUUCAACAAACACUAUUAUGAGGAAUUCCUACGAAGAACAAAAAACAGUGAAGACACUGGAUUCUGGAUUCGUAGAGUUUCAACAACCUACUAUAUCAACGUUGAAACAAAGGAAAUAUAUCCAACCUGCUCCAGUAUCAGACAAAUGGAUUGUCGUAACAUCGAUAAAUUAUCCUUCCAAAGAUGUUAAGAGGUUAGCAUCGUUGAAAAACUGGAAUCUUGUCGUGGUAGCUGACAGAAAAACUCCACCGAAUUGGAAUUAUAAGGGUGUUCACUUCCUUAGUAUGGAAUAUCAAGAGAGUUUAGGUUUUCGCUUGUCCACUGUAUCGCCAGAAAACUCGUACACAAGAAAGAAUAUCGGAUAUCUUUAUGCAAUUAAGAACGGUGCUAAAUGGAUCUACGACACUGAUGACGACAACAAACCAUAUGGUAGAGGACUAGAACAGUUCGACUAUAAAGAAAAUAUCAGCGGUUUAUGCUACCAAAGAAGCACUAAAUCGAAUAGUACUGGCGAUAAGCUCUUCAAUCCAUAUCGCUUUUUUGGGAAUCCUGGAAUGUGGCCACGAGGGUUUCCGCUGGAACAUCUAAGGGACCAUACAAAUGGAGAGAAUAGGCUGUGCUUCUGCGAUUCAAUGCGUGCACCAGCCGUUCAACAAGGACUCGUCCACAAAGAUCCUGAUGUGGAUGCAAUUUAUAGGCUUCUCCACGCCGACAAAGAAAAUGGUCUAAAUGAACGAUUCAACGAGUUUGCUUCACCGAUAGUUCUGAAUUCAGGAACCUAUUCACCAUGGAACUCUCAGAACACUCUUUUUCACAAGAACGCAUUCUUCACACUUUUCUUACCCGUCUCGGUAGCAUUUCGAGUAACCGAUAUCUGGCGUUCAUACUUCGCGCAAAAAUUGUUGCAUUUAAUCGGUGAACGAGUAGCGUUCUAUCCAGUAAACGCUAUACAGUUCCGAAAUGCACACGAUUAUUUAGCUGAUUUUAAACAGGAGAUAGAUGUCUAUACGAAAUCUGGAAAACUUAUUGAAUUCAUCGAAAAAUGGAAAUGUUAUUCGAACAAUAUCGAGAGUUGUACGGUGGAACUGGCUGAAGAACUAGGCCGUAAUAACUUUUGGCAAAGACGAGAUGGUCUUAUGAUGAAGCUUUGGAUCGAUGAUCUCCGAUCUAUAGGGUAUGAAUUCCCGAAAAUGGUCGCUGAAAAUGUUGACGAUAAUAAUUGCUGGGGUACAACCGAUAACAAGCAGUCAACGUGUUUUCCAGCUCAUCUAGAGCUAGAAACGGACAUUCCUUUAAAUCAUAAUGAAAAGGCUAUGGAAAGAAUGAAAAAGAAACUCGAAUACGCUGAAGAACUACAUGACUGGUGUCGUGAAGUUGAACCAGGAGGUGUUUUCAAAUCGUUCAGUAACGAUUUUCUUGCCAAAAAACACUCCCAUCAUAGAAGUCUUGUUGCUAACCUUGGCAAGGUAUUGAUUAUUGUCACCGACCAACGCGGUGCUGGUAUCGGUAUACUUCAACGUCUAUAUCAACCAUAUUUUGCGGUGCUGAUUUUCUGUGGGAACCGGGAUUUUGUUAGUAGCGGUAGCAAAUAUGCUUCCAUGAAUACUACGAAACCUUUAAAUUUUAUAAGCGUUGAUGGAGCUGUAGGCCUACUAGCGACAAAAUGUCUUGUCCGUGUCAGUCAGAUGAAGUUACAGAACGUUACAGGAUAUUAUGUGAUGAGUGAGGCCUUAACGAUACAACUAUGGAUUUGGCAUGAUCCAAAAAAAGUCCUAUUCCCUGCUCAGAACAGAAAACUAAAUCAAGUGUUAUGGAUUAACAGAGAAGGUGCACCAACAGGUGAAACGGCGUACAAGCUUAUCACUGAAAAAUAUAAGAACGAUGAAGCUGUGCAAAAAAUGUGGAACGAGUAUCAACAAGGGUUGUCAGCAAAUAACGGUCCACAACAAUCUGCUUCAUCGCAUAUACAAUCAAACAGCGGAUAUGCAACUAAUAGAUUCAUCUACAUUCCUUCGCAAAAAAUCGACUACUUCUCACAGCUAAUGCAAAUUUUCGACGAAGCAAAACUUCCUGCAUCAUUCGCUAUCGCAAAGUUUCUGGAUACAGUGGAAGUUGAAGAGUUACCAUCAAUUGCCAACAUAUUCGUCGGGGAAAAAUACUACACCAAAAGUCUUGUGGUUGAAAAUCCUAUGCAAUUUCGGGAACUUUCUAGAAUGGAUGUAAAAAAUAGGUUCUGCACAAGAAUUGUUGCAACGUUCAAGAAAAUUCUCUUGGAUGACUGGUAA